Molecule: messenger RNA, 1362 nt
Organism: Fusarium musae
Lineage: Eukaryota; Fungi; Ascomycota; Sordariomycetes; Hypocreales; Nectriaceae
Exons: 1
Coding region: 1-1362 (453 amino acids)
Source: RefSeq, a predicted model, not a curated record
AUGUCCCCCGUCGUUCGCGAUGCUAUCAUAACUUGCGACGCGUUAGAGAUGCGUUACUUAUGGGUCGAUGCGCUCUGUAUUUUGCAGGGUAAGGCUGAUAUAGCGGACUGGGAGGUGGAAAGCCAGAAGAUGAACGACAUCUUUCGCAACGCCUACGUUACGCUUUGCCCCUCGUCGUCGAACGGCUGUCGAGAAGGCUUUCUUGGUCAACGCAAACUUCACCCUGGAAUCCGUGUCAAGACGCCAAUAACCUCAAAUGCCGUAUUCCAGAACGAGAGUCGAGAAUAUUCCAUCAUCCCAUACGACGUCAAGGCGAUCACACCCUCUUUCAUGUUCACCUUUGAGUUCACAGACUCCAAGUGGUACAGCCGCGCGUGGGUAUGGCAGGAAGUCAACUUCUCCGCUAGACUGGUCAUCUUCGGCCCGACGUUUGUCUUCUUUCGGUGUCCGGAGAUUCUGAUCUGCGAGAACGGCGCAAGAAAUGAUACGGCAGUUAUCCAGAAAGGACUGAAUGAGUACCAUAGUAAGCGAUACCAAGAUGCACAGCCAUUUGCGUUCUUCAGAACGUGCGUGGAAAGCAUCUCGACCAUGGAUAUCAGCUUUGAAUCAGAUCGCUUAGCUGCAGUGGCAGGUGUUGCCAAGCAGGUUUCUCAAGCGACGGGUAGUCAAUAUGCUGCAGGCCUAUGGGUCGAUGACAUCUUCAAAGAUCUAAUAUUUGAGAGAAAUACUCGUGACAAGGGGGGGCUUGAGAAGUACGUUGAGUCGCUGCGGGAUAGGCACCUGGCCAUAGGGCCUACAUGGUCGUGGCCUGGGCACAGAGGUGGAGUCUCUUGGGAUUCGAACUUCUCGUCCGUGAAUCGUGAGACUUUAGAGUUUGAUGGUGGAGACUGGGAGUACGAGUGCGAAUACCUCGACAUCACCACUGACAAAGUUGGCGACAACUUGUUUGGCCAAGUAACCCGCGGCACUUUAGCUGUGACAACAAAAGUGACAUCUUUGAAAGAAGUCGCAGCACACCACGAGGGAGACGACGAUGAGCUGAUGAAGGAAAUGUUGUUUACGCCGGAGUAUAGCAGCCAGAUUGCCUGCGGUAUCAAAUGGAACUGGGACGUUGAUGUCACGGAAACGCCGAGGCUUCUCGCUGAUAAGAUUCUGGUCAUAGCAUUCUCUACUUGUUUGUAUGAGCUACGCAGUGAGAUUGAAAACCUGUACGGAUUGAUGGUGUAUCCGGCGGAGAAGGAGGGCGAAUAUUACAGAAUAGGCUCCUUUGAAGCACAAAGUUCGGCUGAUGACGAUGAGGAGAAGGAUACUGGGUAUCUCAUAGCACAAAAGUGGGAAGAGAAAGAAAUUGCCAUCAUUUAG